AUCCCUAAGACUUGUUACCGGUCGUUAACGUGGCAGUUAAACUAGCCUCAACAUUGCAACGUCGAUCGAAUCAUUAUUCCCCAACUAAUCAGUUAUUAAUAAUUAGAUAGAAAUUACUGGGGUAAUUAAAAUGAAGUUGUUGUGUUUAUUAUUGUUCACGUGUUUUUUUUACGAUGCAAGUGCAUAUUUUAUUACCGUUGAUGCACAUGCAGAGGAGUGUUUCUUCGAUAGGGUAGAGCAAGGAACAAAAAUGGGACUGACUUUUGAGAUUGCUGAGGGUGGAUUCUUGGACAUUGAUGUGAAGAUCGUGGGUCCAGAUGGAAAGGCUAUUUAUCAGGGCGAGCAAGAGGGCAAUGGCAAGUACACGUUUGCUGCAUACAUGGCUGGCAUUUACAAUUACUGCUUCAGUAAUCAGAAGAGCACGAUGACACCGAAGGUCGUUAUGUUCAAUAUGGAUGUGACUGAACCACCCAAGGUCGGUCAGGAUCACAAGCCUGAGGGUGACGAGGAGGAGGGCAGUCAUGUCAAGCUUGAUGAUAUGAUCAAGGACUUGAGCACUAGUCUCUCUAGUGUGAAGAAUGAACAGGAGUACAUGCAGGUACGAGACCGCAACCACAGAGCUAUCAACGAGAGUACCAAUUUCAGAGUUGUUCUGUGGUCUUUCUUCGAGGCAGUAGUAUUGAUUUCAAUGACCGCCGGUCAAAUAUUUUAUUUGAAGAGAUUUUUCGAAGUGAGGAGAGUUGUGUGAAUGCGGAUUUUUUGUAGAUUAUUGUGCAAGCAUCAAGUUUGGUUGAUAAAUUCUUUUUUAAGGUAAAUAUU
Molecule: messenger RNA, 819 nt
Organism: Fopius arisanus
Lineage: Eukaryota; Metazoa; Arthropoda; Insecta; Hymenoptera; Braconidae
Product: transmembrane emp24 domain-containing protein 2
Exons: 3
Coding region: 131-748 (205 amino acids)
Biological process (GO): intracellular protein transport; Golgi organization; endoplasmic reticulum to Golgi vesicle-mediated transport
Cellular component (GO): endoplasmic reticulum; COPII-coated ER to Golgi transport vesicle; Golgi apparatus
Source: RefSeq, a predicted model, not a curated record